AAGGUGUGUGGACCGAGUUCCUGGUACUGCGGUAGCUUGCAUACCCGGCAUGAGUUCCUCGCAGCCGCUGCUGACCCUGCUGUCGCUCCUGUCGGGCCUGUGGAUCGAGCUAGGAAAUGGGCAGGUGACUAGCAUGGUUCAGCUACCAGGUGGGAGAUUCCAGAUGGGAACAAAUUCACCAGAUGGCAGAGAUGGUGAAGGACCUGUCCGGGAGGUGACAGUAAAACCUUUUGCCAUCGACAUAUUUCCUGUCACCAACAAAGAUUUCAGGGAGUUUGUCAGGGAGAAAAAGUACCGGACAGAGGCUGAGACGUUUGGUUGGAGCUUUGUCUUUGAGGACUUUGUCUCGGAUGAGCUUAGAAACAAAGCGACUCAGCAAAUGAAGCCUGUUCUCUGGUGGUUUCCAGUGGAAAGGGCUUUCUGGAGGCAGCCUGCAGGUCCUGGCUCUGGCAUCCGAGAAAGACUGGAGCUCCCAGUGGUACACGUGAGCUGGAAUGAUGCUCGUGCCUACUGCGCUUGGCAGGGGAAACGGCUGCCCACUGAGGAAGAGUGGGAGUUUGCUGCCCGAGGGGGCUUGAAGGGUCAGGUUUACCCCUGGGGAAACCAGUUCCAGCCUAACCGCACCAACCUAUGGCAGGGAAAGUUCCCCAAGGGUGACACGGCUGAGGACGGCUUCCAUGGAGUCUCCCCAGUGAACGCAUUCCCCCCACAGAAUAACUACGGGCUCUAUGACCUCGUGGGCAACGUGUGGGAGUGGACAGCUUCGCCGUACCAGGGUGCUGACCAGGACAUGCGUGUCCUCCGGGGGGCAUCCUGGAUCGACACAUCCGAUGGCUCCGCCAAUCACCGGGCCCGGGUCACCACCAGGAUGGGCAACACUCCAGAUUCAGCCUCCGACAACCUAGGCUUCCGCUGUGCUUCCAGUAUAGGCCGACUGCCUGGGGAGCUGUGAGGGGCCGUGCAGAGCCCAGGAGAAGAUUCCCCCCCUCCCCCGUGGGGACCCAUGCCACUCCCUGGCCACAUUCCAAACAGCCAGACUCAGCGCUCUUCAACCUCAGCCUCGGGAAGGACAGCCUUCCCCUCCGGCUGGGCACCUCUCCUCGCCCGGCCGCAGAGGCGGCCACUGUUUCUGGGUGAAGGAGCCCAACUUACUGGUUGUGGUCCGGGGCUGAGUGUUUCUCUUAGAGGUCACAUCGCAACCAGAUAGGGGCCAAAUACUCAAGCAGCUGGGGCAGAGUACUCUUAAAGGCAGUUUGUUAAAAAAAAAAAUCUUAAAUCUGUUCCCUCCCCCGUUCUCAGUGUCUGAUUGAGGGAUCUGACCUUGUCUUCUCAGGGCAGAAUUUCCCCCGUUCUCUUUGUUUUCCCAACAAAUUGCUGCAGAAAGGAAAUGCUGCUUUUGUGUGCGUCAUGUGAAGUGUUUUAUGUGCGUCUGGAGGAACCUAAUUUUCACUCUGUGUGAAGUGCAGUAAUGUGGGCUCUUUCAAGUGCAAUGUCAGUAUUUAAAGGGGCUCAGAGAACCAAGUAUCUACCAGGCCAAACUGUGCAUCAUGCAAGUCAAAGUAAAUAAUACUCCAGAAAGAUGAACACGAGAAGUUUCCCUUUCUAUUGUUGAUUACGUAAGGGCUUCCAUAUGCCUCUAAAAACCUGUCCCCUUGAGAAGAACCUGCUCCCAUGGUGUCCCUGGACACUGCGAAGUCAGUAAAGUCUCCUGUGACCGUAGAUCUCUGAGUUGUCAUUUAUCCUCACCCUGGGACCCUAAGGGAAGUGCAUCUGAGUGUCAGUGACUGGGCCUCCGGUGAGGAGACACCGAGGUGGUGGUACGACUGGGCAGGGGAGAAGCAGAAAGGCUCCUGGUGGGACCACGUCCGGUCCCCUCCUCUGGUCCCGACCCCAGCUGCACUUACCAGUGUGUGAUGGGUGAGCCCGCUCUUCUUGUGCAGAGCCUCAGAGAGGGGACAGAGGCCCAGGUCCAGG
Messenger RNA from Molossus molossus (Pallas's mastiff bat), 1974 nucleotides. RefSeq names its product sulfatase modifying factor 2 (gene SUMF2). Gene Ontology annotation, cellular component: endoplasmic reticulum. The coding region runs from base 50 to 952 and encodes 300 amino acids. Lineage: Eukaryota; Metazoa; Chordata; Mammalia; Chiroptera; Molossidae. The transcript is spliced from 9 exons. The record is from RefSeq and is a predicted model, not a curated record.